Patiria miniata (bat star) is the source of this 2944-nucleotide messenger RNA. RefSeq names its product translation factor Guf1, mitochondrial-like (gene guf1). The coding region runs from base 118 to 2223 and encodes 701 amino acids. Gene Ontology annotation, cellular component: mitochondrion. Gene Ontology annotation, biological process: positive regulation of translation. The record is from RefSeq and is a predicted model, not a curated record. The transcript has 13 exons. Lineage: Eukaryota; Metazoa; Echinodermata; Asteroidea; Valvatida; Asterinidae. Gene Ontology annotation, molecular function: GTP binding; mitochondrial ribosome binding; GTPase activity.
AACAUAAACAUGAUAAAGAUGGCGGCCUCCAUGGCCAAGGUUUUCGUCAAACUUUGAAUCCAAAAGUUGAUUUAGAUUAAUUAUUUGAGCCCUCAUUUAGUCGGAAAAGACAUCAUCAUGUUACUAUUGAAGCUGUACAGAUGUCAUCUUUGUCACUGUUUGAAAGUUAUUAGGACUAGAUGUGGUUUAAGUGAUGGCACGAGUCGAAGUGUAUCGACCGGUAUGACCGGCAACAUGGGCAACAAUGGCAUGUCGAUGGCGUCGACUGCUGUAUUUUUGAAAGCAAGAUCAAGCGUAGGUCUCCUUCGAAGUGAUCGCCAGAGCCGAAAAACUUUUCUUACAUCUGGACCUGGAAGAUCAGCAUCAGAUCAAAGGAAAUCAGGGGAUGCAAUUGAUAUGUCAAUGUUUCCAGUGGAGAACAUUCGGAACUUCAGCAUCAUUGCUCAUGUUGACCAUGGAAAGAGUACACUGGCAGACAGACUACUGGAGCUUACAGGUACAAUCUCUAAGACAUCUGACAACAAGCAGGUUUUGGACAAGUUACAGGUGGAGAGGGAACGUGGCAUCACUGUCAAGGCUGUCACAGCGUCAAUGUUCUACUCACACAAGGGAAAGAAAUACCUACUGAAUCUCAUCGACACACCCGGCCAUGUUGAUUUCAACUAUGAGGUGUCUCGCUCUCUCAAAGCCUGCGAGGGGGUGCUACUCCUAGUGGACGCAAACCAAGGAGUCCAAGCUCAGACAGUGGCCAACUUCUACCUGGCAUUUGAGUCAGAUCUGUGCAUCAUUCCUGUCUUGAAUAAAAUUGAUUUGAAGUUUGCUGACCCUGAGGCAGUAGCCAAUCAGAUCAAGACGCUGUUUGACAUUGAGAGAGAGGACGUCUUGUCCAUAUCUGCCAAACUUGGGACAGGAGUGGAUGAAGUGUUACCUGCAGUCAUCGACAGAAUACCACCACCACAGAGUGACCUUGAAUUACCCCUCAAGGCCCUCAUCUUUGACUCCUGGUAUGACCAGUACCGUGGAGCCAUCACCAACAUCGCCCUCAUUGACGGCAAACUGAGGAAAGGAGACAAGAUCACUGCGGCCCACUCAGGCAAGACGUAUGAGGUGCAGGAGAUAGGGAUUAUGCAUCCAGAGCAAGUGGCCUGCAGAGAAUUGUUUGCCGGACAGGUUGGCUACAUGAUCGCAGGCAUGCACAACCUCCAUGAGGCCAGGAUUGGUGACACCAUCUAUCACCAGAACAACGCAGUGGAGCCCCUACCAGGCUUCAAGGCUGCUAGGCCCAUGGUGUUUGCCGGUCUGUACCCAAUUGACCAAUCAGAGUAUCUGGGCCUAAGGUCAGCUAUAGAGAGACUGACACUGAAUGACAGUAGCGUGACAUUGAGCCGUGAUAGCAGCCCAGCCCUGGGCCAAGGUUGGCGUCUGGGCUUUCUAGGUCUCCUGCACAUGGAUGUCUUCAAUCAGAGACUGGAGCAAGAGUUCAACGCCAACGUCAUCGUCACCGUCCCCAGCGUGCCGUACAAGGCUAAAAUGAAGGACACAAAGGCUAACAGACAGCAGUAUGGAGACAAUGAGGAGAUUACGAUAUACAACCCAUCACUCUUUCCAGACAGACAACAUGUUGAAGAGUACAUGGAACCAUUGGUUCUUGGAACGAUCAUCACACCAGAUGAAUACAUCGGCAAAGUCUUCAGCUUGUGCAUGAAUAAGAGGGGUGAGCAGGUUGAGUACGUGUACAUUGACACCAAGCGUGUUCUGCUGAAGUACAAACUGCCCCUGAAUGAGAUCGUAGUGGAUUUCUUUGAUCAACUCAAGUCAAUAACAUCGGGAUAUGCAAGCUUUGAUUACGAAGACUGUGGCUACCAGUCAGCCGACCUAGUCAAGCUCAGCAUCCUCCUCAAUGGCCGAGAAGUUGAGGAACUAGCCACCAUCAUACACCGAGACAAAGGUCGAGAGGUUGGCAAGGCGGUCUGUGCCAAGCUGGCUGAUACCAUACCCAGGCAGCUGUAUGAGGUGGCUAUACAGGCUGCUGUCAGUAACAAGAUAGUGGCUAGAGAGAACAUCAGAGCGCUGAAGAAGAACGUGCUGGCCAAAUGUUAUGGCGGUGACAUCAGCAGGAAAAUGAAACUCCUAAAGAGACAGUCAGAAGGCAAGAAGAGGAUGAAGAUGUUUGGUAAUGUGGAGGUACCCAAGGAGGCCUUCCUGUCAGUCCUCAAGAGGUGACGACUGCGUGACAAUUGCGAGGUUCUUAUACAACCAGCUAACAUCACAAGGCAAAGGGUUUCUGUUGCCUAUAAUAUGCCUCACCGGAGAGCCGACUCUAUUCAAGCCAGGAACCUUAUCAGUGUGAGAGCGUGUCUUUUAAAGGAGACAAAUUGAGGCAUUCAUGGAUGUGGAGGAAACCAAGUAGGCUUUUUUGUCAAUCCUCAAGGGACUAUUGUGAGGUUCUUAAACAACUAUCAGUCUCACAAGGAGAUGACGUCCUGUUACCUCAAAUAUGCCUCAACAGACAGCAGACUUUUCAUGCUGAGAUCCUCUUCAGAGUGAGAGUGCCUCUUAAGAUAUGAUGACCUUGAGGCCACAGCGAGGUUAAUUAUACAACCAACAUCACAAGGAGGUGACUCUUUCAAGCCAAGAUGCCCUUCAAGAUAAGAGUGCUCUUAAAGUGAUAACAACAUUAACUGAAUCAGACAGUAGACUCUUUUUAUGCUGUGAAACUUGACUGCUGUCAACAAUGUGAGAUCUGCUCACAGUUUUAAAUGUUGUCAUUGCUGGAAAGUAAAGGGAUGUACUGCACCCUUGCAUCCCUUGAUGGUUUCUAGGCAGCCGUCUUCCCCUUUGGUGAAUAAUAAAUAUUACUAUACCUCAUACAUAUUCAUGAUCGAGAGCCGAACGUUCACUGGUCAAUUCACCAUCACGUGCCAGAUGUUAUUCUUGCUGUUUA